Halteromyces radiatus is the source of this 1343-nucleotide messenger RNA. RefSeq lists its product as uncharacterized. Bases 179 to 1027 code for a protein of 282 amino acids. Lineage: Eukaryota; Fungi; Mucoromycota; Mucoromycetes; Mucorales; Cunninghamellaceae. The transcript is spliced from 7 exons. The record is from RefSeq and is a predicted model, not a curated record.
CUUUCUUUCCUCUCUUAUUAUAUUUCCAGUAAAUACAAAGAAAUGGUCGGUCAUUCUGGAAAAAGAAGAACACAUCACCCAAAUAUGGAGCAAGAAGAAGAAGAAGGAUCUUCUUGGGUGGAAUUAUUGGAUCAGUCCAUCGAUGAUUUAAAUCACUCGUGAAAAGGCUUUGGAAAGAAUGAAAUCAAUAUUAAGACAACAUAAUGCGACGGUACCUUUAGCGUCACGGACAGAAGAACUUGUUGAAACUCUUAUACAACGUAUAGACAAUGGUGAAAGUCCGAGUGAAAUACUUUUGGCUACUGAAAUCUUGGGACUUGCCUUUAUCAAUCAUAGUGAUGGUUUCUCUCAUUCUGAUCAAGAAUUGUUAUACCAAGAUGCUUCCAGAGCACUUCGACACAAAGCCAAGAAAACAAAAAGUAACAAAAUCAAAGCUCAAUGCUACGAAACCUUGGCUCUCCUUACCUAUUUAAUAUCUUCACAAAUUGAUGCUCAGAUGAUCCGGCACGAGAUGUAUAAUAUUAUUGCUGCAAAUGGCGAAGUAGAGGAAGAAAUCAGUGGUCAUGUUGAUCAAGAUGAUGAUCAGGAUGAAGAUAAUGAUACUUUGAUGACUGCUGUUACUCAUGCCUAUGGACUCAUGUUUAUUAUAUCAUUUUGUCAAGGACCGGUUAAUCCUGAUAUCAUUCAAGAAGAAAUGGACAAGAUGCUUGGUGAAUUAGAACUUUUGAUGGAUUUUCCUGGUAAACUUCAAUCCGCAGCUGGGCAAACAGUGGCAUUGAUGUUUGAAACCUUACAGAUUCUCACUGAUCAGGGAGAAGAUCAAGAACAAAAUGAACUCAAUGAAUUAAUACAUACACUUCGAACGUUAUCAAUGGAUCAAGAUGAUGAUGAAUAUAUAUUUCAAGAUAUUCUAAAUACUGUAGAAGAUGGAGGUCAACCUUAUCACGAAGUGGAUAUUAACGGAAAAUCAUUUAUACUGGAUCGAUGGUAUUAUACCGUUGUAUGCAUUCCAAAGAUGUUUAGGUAAUGGUUUGGAUCAAUAUUAUAAGUCAAAUGAUGUUAUCUGGAAGCUCUUUGGAAAGGAAGAUGAAGAACGAUCGGAUUCAGAAUCAUCAGUUGAAGAACCAAGUUUGGCAUCGACGAUCAAAUAUGCUACCAAUAUUAGUAGGUUCGACAAACACAUGGUGUAUCAAGAAUCCAAGAAAUCGAGAACAAAACGAAUAGGUGCGGCUAGAUCAGGAAAAGAUCGUUCAUAAAACAAAAAAAAAAUCUUUAGUUUAGAUAUUGUAGUUUAUAUAGAUUACACUUCAACACAUUAUUUAGUAUUAGAUUUUUUUUUUUUU